AUGUACGAUGCCAUUCCCGGUUUCUGCAAUGACGCCGUCGCCGAGAAGCGCACCGAGAAGCGGCAGGUAGGACGCCGAUCUUCACGAAAACACGCAGCAUUGACGUCCAAAGCGCUCAAGAAAACGAACGAAAAGCUGAAGCGAACCCCCGGAACCGCGCAAUCUUGGGGGCGGAAAUGCCCCUGGACGCCACCGUCGAUAGCACCGGAAACCGUUGUGGGCCGGACUUCCCACGGGUCCUUCUUUUCGUCAAAAGGCAGCUCCCCGGAGCUGUACCCGAGCACGUGGGACAUUUUGGCGCGGCAGGAUUUUAGACCUCCAACUGCUGCCCUUGGCCUGGGCCUAGGUUCAUGCAGCUUGCUCCGGAAACUCCAAGCGCCAAUGCGAAGGAGCCCCUAUGACGCCAAGGGAAGUGAUCCCGUCUUUGGAGUUAGUUGGAGGGUCUGGGACUUGUCCAUCUUGUGUGAGAUGUGA
Molecule: messenger RNA, 474 nt
Organism: Trichoderma virens Gv29-8
Lineage: Eukaryota; Fungi; Ascomycota; Sordariomycetes; Hypocreales; Hypocreaceae
Exons: 2
Coding region: 1-474 (157 amino acids)
Source: RefSeq, a predicted model, not a curated record